GUGAAAACAAUAUAUUGACAGUGCUUUUGUCGAAUUGAUUACUAUUUAUAUUGAAUUGCUACGUCCGAAUUAGACAUUGUUUUAUUAUGUUGUGAAAUUAAAAGGUGCCGAAUAUUUUCAGGGAAUCUAAUUAAUCAGAGAGCAAUGGCUGCGAUGGAGCAAUUCUCUCAUGAUUUGACACUAGCGUUGGAGGAAUCAUCGAGAAGUGGUGCAAAUUUUCAGAAUAGAUGGGGAUUACAUAGACGUACUAGAUCAACAGGAAACUUGCAGGACAGUUCGAGCAGCCCCCUAGAAUGCUUUAGACCCCAAGGUGUUCCAGGGUUAGACGUUCAACAAAUAAUGCACAGUGACAGCGAUGAAUCCCAUGCUCAAAGGCUAAAUCUCAAUUCACAGAAACUACUUGGACUUCAUGCUGGAAAUUUUGAAUCAGAUUCCUUCAAUGAAAACUUCUCACCAAUGGGUGGCAAUGCAGUGAUUGCAGGCAACGCUGCACUAUCUGCUCACGGAGGAGUUGUAACCAGGAUCAGUGCAAGGCGUAAGAGGAAAUUCAAACGUUCAACUAUUGAGUAUGAAACUACAACAACCCCGAGUACUCCUAAUCUAUCAUGUUCACUUAACUUUCCUGUCUCUGGCAAUAUGCUCAAGAAGAAGAGAUCGUAUAAGCAUUCUGCAAGUGGUGGAGGACAAGAGAAUUUCAGGGCCAAUUUGUUUUUCUGCGGGAAACGCAAGAGGUGUCACAGGGAAAGAUCUAUGGAUUGUGAGAUGCGAGAUUCUAAGGGCCACAGAUUUACUAGCAAAUGUUCGUAUUUAGAGUACAAAACGUGUAAGAAACACGACAGGCAUCCAUCAGGACUACGAUUGCACGAGAAAAUUUUGCCAUUAAACAAGAAUAUAGUAUCAAAAAUUGAGAAAAUCUCUAAAGACAGCAAACAUUUUAUAGAUCCUUUCAUCCGCAAAAAUAGCAAUCCCAUACAAAAGGUUGUGAAAUUAAUGGAGACUGACCUGAGUAUAACGCAGCAGCCUCCAACCCCGACAGCUCCCAUAUCGGCUAAGCCAAGUGUCCUAAAGUCACAGACCAUCAACAAGAAUGCCUUCCAGAAAAGUGCCAGUCUGGACAGCUGCGGAGCCCUGGCUCGAUUUGCAGCAACUGGCAGGUGGCAACAUCAGCACCCGCAGCCACAGAAACAGGACAGACGAUGCGAAUAUCUAUACAGAAAACAUGCAUUUAGGAAUCCUUAUGCUCCUGCGAUGGCUGGUGGCCAUCACCAACAUAUGGAUGAAGAUGAAGGUGUUAUGGAUUGUUCGAAUACUACGGGUGGAUUUGUUAGUUCCAGUUCGUUAAGUUCAAGUGAUUCUGAGGCCGUUCUUACUAAUGAAAGUGACAGAGAAGGUGAUGAUGAGCUGACAGAUUUUCCUGGAAACGAAACGAUGGCAUCUAUACAGCAGCAUCAAGUACGCACAAACUCUGGACAUGAAAAGCAGCACAGGACAAAAUUAUUAUUAAGUGGCAUGCACAACCAGCACAUUCAACUAGGACAAAUAUUACCAUCGGCUCAAGUAUCAUCACCAGUACAUGUUACAUCACCAGUCAGAACUGCGCUGGUUGCAACUUGUCCCAUGGACGAUGACAUCAUGUGGGGCGCAGGAGCUGGUGCCGGGAGUUGUUCGGGUGGUGAUGGAAGUUUGGGGGACGUCAGUUCUGACCCAGUUUCUGGUUUGGAUGUUCGUGAAAUAAGAGCUGGCUGUAGGCGGAUUAGAGAAGAAAGGCCGGGGUUUACAGUGUUGACAUCAGCUAAUGAAUUAUUGUCAAGAUUUUUGCAAGACCGGCACCAGGCUGAAUUACGUCUUGGAGCCCUGGACGCUGCAGAGAUUGAAAAACUUCGGUCACUUGCAGCCAUGUACUCGCUGGACAUGACUACAACACCAGAAAGAACAAUACUAACAAAGACUAGUAACACAAUGCAAGCCGUGAAGGUGGAACAGACCAACUUGUCUCAAAGGUUGUUAACAGAUUUCAAACGGAGAUGCUAUUCGAGUCCUGGACACAAGCAUAACCAGCCAGAUUCUGAUAACAACUGAACUUUCUGAUAUAAAUAUUAGAAUUGAUCUCUUUGACUGAAGAAGACUCUUCACACUGGUCUCAUUUAUAAAACGGAGUUUUGAAAUUGCG
This is a messenger RNA of Ctenocephalides felis (cat flea), 2170 nucleotides long. RefSeq lists its product as uncharacterized. NCBI's taxonomy places the organism in Eukaryota, Metazoa, Arthropoda, Insecta, Siphonaptera, Pulicidae. The coding region runs from base 145 to 2079 and encodes 644 amino acids. The transcript has 14 exons. The record is from RefSeq and is a predicted model, not a curated record.